This is a messenger RNA of Nerophis lumbriciformis (worm pipefish), 942 nucleotides long. Lineage: Eukaryota; Metazoa; Chordata; Actinopteri; Syngnathiformes; Syngnathidae. The record is from RefSeq and is a predicted model, not a curated record.
AUGACGAUGCUUCAGACCUCUACGCCUUUUUCGGUUAAAGACAUCCUGAAAGCGGGACAACAGUUUCCCCCCGUCUCCAUGGUUCACUACCACAGCACCCCGCCACCCUCCUGCAUGCUGUCCCGGGACAGUCCUCCGACAACACUGGCCUUGCCGCCGCCCCCGCCCUUCUCGGAUCCCGAACGCUCAGUGUUCCUUGGAGCACUAGGGGAGGACGAGGACGAGGAGGAAGACACCACGGAAGGGUACCCACACGGGGAAGCACUACAGGGUCCCAAGAGGGAGGCCCCCGAUGGCAUGGGUGAGCAGGAGAGCAGUGACUCUAUAUAACUGUGCGGUCCUUCUCCCCGGGACGAGGCCCCAUCGGAGGACGCACGGCCUGCGUCUCAAUUGAAGCCGCGCAGCCGACGCCGGCCCCGGGUGCUUUUCUCCCAGUCUCAGGUGCUGGAACUAGAGCGUCGCUUCAAGCAGCAGCGCUAUUUGUCGGCACCCGAGCGAGAGCACCUUGCGUCGGCCCUCAAGCUCACCUCCAACCAGGUCAAGAUUUGGUUUCAAAACCGCCGCUAUAAGUGCAAACGGCAGCGGCAGGACAGAACCCUGGAGGCGGCCGGCCAGCACCACCAUGCUGCGCCGCCGCCGCCGAGGCGUGUUGCCGUCCCGGUGCUGGUCCGUGACGGGAAACCGUGCCUCGGAGGCGGCCCGAACCCAGGAUACCCGAGCGCCGCGACGCCGUACGGUUACACGGGGAGCUAUCCGACCUACGCUUACGGCGGCCCGGCGUACCAGAGCGACUCGAGCUGCGUGUACGGCGGCCUGCCCGGAGCGGCGUCAACCUGCCCGAACGCCUUCGUUAACUUCAGCGGCCUGCAGGGCCACUCUGCGCCGGUCGUCAGCCACCAGGGAGGCGCGCCGGCUACGUGCCAGGGCAUUCGGGCUUGGUAG